UGUAGUUCCCGCCUUCUAACGCUAGGUUUUCUGGCGAAAUGUCCACUUAAAACGAUACCACCACUUUGCAGAAGAGAGAGACGUGCAGUUCUGCGACGUGGAAACUUCAGCCGUACCAGUCAAAACUUUGACUUUGUGCCUCAGGGCUCGCUAUGUCAUGAGCUCGCUGGAAUAGAUAAAUUAUGGUCAUGCAAAACUCGAAAUCACAUUUGUCGGGUAUAUCUCACUGAUGUCUGAGUGUUUUACUGGCUCAAUUUUGUUUACUAUCAUCGCUAACGUUAGCCAGCUAACUUCAUGACCCUAGAUUUGGUAGAUUCUGCUUGCUACCAAAGCCAUGGACGGGGCAAUGGCAAUUAUUUUGAUAUCAGUGGCUAUGUUCGUAGGAUGUUUUAUAUUAGGAAUGAUACCCCUCUUAAUCCGACUUUCAGAGCAAAAGCUGCAGUUUGUCAGUGUAUUCGGGGCAGGGCUCCUAUGUGGCACCGCUCUUGCUGUUAUAAUUCCUGAAGGGGUGGAGUUGAUGGAGAAUUCAUCGAGAGAGUAUGUCUGCUCCAGGAUGGCAGCCAAUGGAAACACUAGUGAAUAUAGCCCUGAGCUGGUUGCCGGGAAAGGCCUACCACCCCAUUUCUUCAUCGGCGUCUCCCUCGUGAUCGGCUUCACCCUCAUGUUUGUCGUGGACCAGAUUGGCAGCUACUGCUCCAUACAUGAUCCUCGAACAGGCAUGUCCAGCAGCACAAGUGUCACAGCUACCUUAGGACUUGUGAUUCAUGCAGCAGCGGAUGGAGUAGCCUUGGGUGCUGCAGCGGCCUCCUCCCAGGUGUCUGUACAAGUCAUCGUCUUCUUCGCAGUAAUUCUGCACAAGGCUCCGGCAGCGUUUGGUCUGGUGUCCUUCCUCAUGCAUGCAGGCCUGGAGCGUAAACAGAUUCAGAACCAUCUCCUGGCGUUCGCGGCCGCAGCCCCUGUCCUGGCCAUCAGCACCUAUUUCAUCCUCAACGCUACUGGAGGAUCACCUCAGCAUCGAUUAAGUGCUACUGGCAUCGGAUUGCUGUUCUCAGCUGGAACUUUCCUGUAUGUUGCAACGGUACAUGUACUCCCUGAGAUCAGCAACAGGGGGCAGCACCAAUCCAACCAUCUUCCCCACCAUGCAGGAGCAGGAGCCUACCAACAGGGGGGGCUAGGGAUUCUAGAGAGUCUCAUCCUCAUUAUUGGAGCUGGACUUCCUGUACUACUUGCCCUUGGACUGCAUGAUGAUUGACACACAAUUAGAAUAUCUCCACAGUGUGUAUGAAUGACAUUUGCAAAUGUUUUUUUUCCCUUUUGUAGGAAUGGUACAUUUUAUAAAGUGUUGUAUGAUGGAAAAUUGCCUAACCAAAACCACCUAUUGUAAAUAUUAUAUUAUGUUUUUCUGAAUGCCUUUGAAACUGAAGAUCACACUUGAAUUAUGAUGGCUAAACUAGCGACAUGUUCUCUACACCCAUCAAGCUUUUGUAAACUGUAGUGUGAGUGAGUCAGCUGAAGCUUUCUGUGAGGAAUGUACACAGAUCGCCAUAGAGACCAAGAGUUUCACUCAGGGAUCUGGGCAUAGGAUCUCAGUUGAAUGUUUUUUACUGAAUGAACAUUUUCAAAGAUUUAGUACUGGCCACCUGCUAGUUCAAAGUACUAAAAUAUUUCUGACAGGUGAAGAAGGUCAGCAUGAUUCAUUCCUAUUGGAAUGAUCUUUAUGUUUUUUAAUGUUGCCAUUAAAGUUAAGGGCAACACGUUAAAAGCCAUUUGAACAAGUAAAGUUUUAGUUAAAGUCAGUUUUGGUCAGUUAAAAUUCUGACUGAUCAAUUAAAUUACUUAAAACUAAAUGUUUUUAAUGCGGUAAUUUUCUGUAUUUCAUUCUACAUUCCUGUUAAAUACUUAAUAUGCAAGAUAGCGUUUGCAGAGCUUUUCAGUGGUUUGAUGGAGAAGCGAUGAUCAGGAGCACUGGUGAAUAUUGUUAAACUAGCAGAAUGGUUAAUGUGAUUAAGUAGCAUUGUCAGUCAUUCUAAAGCUAAUAAUAAAUUUACAUUUGUGUCGUUAUCAUAGUUGCAAAUGAAGCAGGUUGCAUAGCAAUGUACAUUUAUUCAAAACACAACAAUUAUUAAGAGCUGUAGAAUUAUCUUCAGAGAGGUCUGUAAAAUAUAUUUUGAUUUUGUUGACUCAGAAGCCAUAUUACAGGUGAACUUGUA
Alosa alosa (allis shad) is the source of this 2210-nucleotide messenger RNA. Its product is annotated as zinc transporter ZIP9. Gene Ontology annotation, biological process: transmembrane transport; zinc ion transport. The transcript is spliced from 7 exons. The record is from RefSeq and is a predicted model, not a curated record. The coding region runs from base 335 to 1252 and encodes 305 amino acids. Gene Ontology annotation, cellular component: membrane. Gene Ontology annotation, molecular function: metal ion transmembrane transporter activity. Lineage: Eukaryota; Metazoa; Chordata; Actinopteri; Clupeiformes; Clupeidae.